GUAAGUGGUUUUAUCGUUUUUAAACAACAGAUGAGAAGGGACGUCUUCAGCGAUUCUGGGCCGUCAGGAAACGCGGGGCAGGCAUGCAGACAGGCAGGCAGACAGAGCAAUGCUGGAAGCAGAUGGCAGGCAGAAGUGGCUGACUCACAGCAGAUCCACGGGCAAUGAUAAGCAGAGGAAAAACACGAGUCUUUAGCAAAAAGUCCCUCAAGGGAAAAAAGGCUAAGACUAACUGCAGGUCAAAGUUUGUACCACAAGGACGAUCUGGCGGAGAGUAGGCUGCAGCGCCGGGGUAUUUGUACUGCUGGAGAUGAUUAGUGGAUGGUUCUCAGGGGCUUACAUAAGCAUAAAAUCACUGCCUGCUUGCCUUCUUGUCUGACUGGGCAAGAGGGUGGAACAUCGUGGUGCUCACUAUAAAGCUGAGUGCCACUCUUAGAGAAACAGCAACAGCCCAGGACAAGCGUUUCUCAAGAGACAACCCUACAGCCAUGGACCCCAGCACCCGUCAACAGAAAAAUGCCCCAGCAUUCAAAAAAUCCAAGUCAAGGAAGAACAUCAACCACUUCACAGAUGUGCAAGGUCUGCCUUGUAUUGAGAGGAUUGUGAGCUCAGUGGAGGACACCCCUGAGCCCAUUAGCACCAACAUCACUGGCAAAAUCCCAGAAUGGAUCAAUGGGAACUUCUUGAGAAAUGGACCUGGGAAGUUUGAGAUUGGAAACCAGAGGUUUAACCACUGGUUUGAUGGCAUGGCUCUUCUGCAUCAGUUCAAAAUAUGCAAUGGUCGAGUGACUUACAAAAGUCGCUUCCUGUCCAGUGACAGUUACCAAGCCAACAAUGAGAACAACCGCAUCGCAGUGUCAGAAUUUGGCACCAUCACAAUGCCAGACCCCUGUAAAAACUUCUUCCAACGCUUUCUGUCACGAUUUGAAUUACCGAAGCCCUCAGAUAAUGCCAAUGUGAGCUUUGUGACCUACAAAGGUGAUUAUUAUGUCAGCACAGAAACCAAUGUCAUGCACAAAGUGGACCCAGUCACACUACAAACAACUAAAAAGGUGGACUGGAGCAAAUUCAUUGCUGUGAAUGGAGCGACUGCACACCCUCACACUGAGCCUGAUGGGACAACAUACAACAUGGGGAAUUCCUACACGACUAAAGGAGCGUACUAUAACAUCAUCCGAGUGCCGCCAACAAAGGAAACAGCUGAGGAUACCUUGGAGGGAGCCACGGUGCUGUGCUCUAUUCCCUCUGCGUUGAAAACCAAACCAUCCUACUACCACAGCUUUGCGAUGUCUGAGAACUACGUGGUGUUCGUUGAGCAGCCCAUCAAGAUGAACCUGCUAAAGAUUGUGACAGGCAAGCUGACGGGGAAAAGCAUCUCUGAUGGCUUUUUCUGGGACCCUAAACUCAAGACCAUCUUCCACCUGAUUGACAAGCAGACAGGGAUGGUAAACUCCAUCAAGUACCUUGCAAAGCCACUGUCCACCUUCCAUCAGAUCAACGCAUAUGAGGACAAUGGCCUCUUGAUCAUCGAUAUGUGUGCUUCUGAUGAUGGCCAGGCAAUCGCUAACUACAAAAUCCAGAACUUGCGCAAGUCUGGAGAAGCUCUAGAUGAGGUGUAUAACACCCUGUGUAGAGUCUUCCCACGGCGUUUUGUUCUGCCCCUCAAUGUGGACGAUGAUACACCCUACGACCAGAAUUUGAACACCCUGUCCAACAGCGCGGCGACUUCUGUAAGAAUUGCCAAGAACAAGGUCUUCUGUACCCAUGAGGACCUACAUGGAAAAGACCUUCAUCAAUAUGGAGGCCUGGAGUUCCCACAGAUAAACUAUGGCAAGCACAACACCAGACCCUAUCGCUACUUUUAUGGCUGUGGCUUCAGACAUCUUGUGGGAGACACACUGAUCAAGAUGGACCUCCACGAGAAACACAUGAAGGUGUGGGAACAACCUGAUCUUUAUCCAUCUGAACCCAUCUUCGUACCCUCUCCUAAUGCCACAGAGGAGGAUGAUGGUGUCAUUUUGUCUGUGGUCAUUACUCCAAAUAAGGACAAGAGUACAUUCCUCCUGGUUUUAGAUGCCAAAACAUUUGAAGAGCUGGGCAGGGCUGUGGUACCUGUCAAUAUCCCCUAUGGUUUCCAUGGGACCUUCAAUGCCACAGCCUAGAUAUAGUGAGUGGGUGAGGAAAUAAAUGCUGAAUGCACCACUCAAACAAAUAGACAGAAGUCAUGGCCGAAGUUAUAUACGAUAAAUAUAUUAGCCGUGAUGUUUUUGUGUUUUUGUCUCAUCAUGCACAUGAAUUUAGGGGUCACUACACAGACAUAAAUGUAUAGAUUGUUUGAAUGAAAAAAAAAAGUUUAAAUGUACAAAGUUCAUUCAUGUUGUAGUUGUUAUUUUGAUGUUGUGUUGUGUUACAAACCAGGUGGAAAUGCAUCCUGUUGUAAAUAAGUUGUUUUUUUCUUUUCUUUAAACUCUUGUUUUGAAUAUUUCAACAUAUAUUUUAAGGUAAAGGCUGUGGGUGGAUGUACUGGGGGGCAUCUGGGGCAAAGUGAAGAAAAUAUCUUCCUCUGAAAUUCCUUUUCAAUAAACACUGUGACUGCAAUAUCAAAAUUUGUUACACAACAGAAAAUGUUCAGGUUCAGCAGAGGCAGUUUUUCUUAUGGCAUCUUAUCUUGUGAGAAGCAGAAACUGUAAUUAAAUGAGCCCACGUUGAGGAUAAAUAUGGUAAUCUCAUGUCA
This is a messenger RNA of Scatophagus argus, 2734 nucleotides long. It is a transcript of the gene bco2b, whose product is annotated as beta-carotene oxygenase 2b. Gene Ontology annotation, molecular function: carotenoid dioxygenase activity; beta-carotene 15,15'-dioxygenase activity. The record is from RefSeq and is a predicted model, not a curated record. The coding region runs from base 489 to 2162 and encodes 557 amino acids. Gene Ontology annotation, biological process: retinal metabolic process; carotene catabolic process. Lineage: Eukaryota; Metazoa; Chordata; Actinopteri; Scatophagidae. The transcript is spliced from 13 exons. Gene Ontology annotation, cellular component: mitochondrion.